AUGGCAAAAGCACCAAAAGUGCCUGAAGUAGCUGCUAAACCAACCAAGACAAGGGCCAAUAAGAAGAACAAGGCUACCACGAAUGGCAUUGAAUCUCUCCCUCCCACAUAUCUGGCGCCAGCGCUACAGGACUUGGAAUAUGGGACAUCGUUGCGAAGCAGAUCAACUGUGAACAAACUCGACAGAAGUGCGAGUAGGAAACGAGUCAAGCCGCUGAUGCGAAGAGCUUCUGCUGCUCCACCGCUGGCUAGAGCAGGCAUGUUUUGUGUAUUUGUGUUGAACUUGCGUGCUACAUCUACUAGACAUGAAGGCUGGGAGGCUGACGGGUCUGGAACGCUACAUCGAACACACAAAACCCUCAAACAACAAGCUGUAUCCAAAAAAUCACGACGUAGACCAUACAAUUGUUGGGCUGCUUUUGCUAUGAUGUUGACGUGUUGCUUUCCGCCGUAUCUGCUGGCCGCAUGCGGCAAACGAAAUGCAUCUGUGAGACAGGCCUGGCGAGAAAAGAUCGCUCUUUGCCUGAUAAUUUUGUUUAUGUGCCUAAUGGUUGGUUUCAUCACUUACUUCUUGAGAUCUCUACUGUGUCCUACUGGAGGCUACGACGAUGUGAUGCCGGUCUUCAAUCAGAGUUACAAGUGGCCGAGACCGAUGCCCUCCUUUGGAGGUGACAUGAUUAUAAACGGCUUCUUAUACGACUUUGACAACAUAUCAGCCACACUAGGAGCAUACUAUGGAUUUACAGACGAGUGGAGAGGCGCUGAUAUAACAAAGCUCUUCCCACCAAAGCCAGACCAUUGUCAGCAAUUUCUUGGAUAUACAUCGUAUGAUUGCACGAUGCUUGGACCUCACGGUGGGCCAGCUCUACCUGCUAAUGGCCAAGACUGUCCCAAUAUGGCGUAUCUACGAGGCGUGCCUCAGAUGUACAGACUUUGGUUUUCAUGGGACGAUAUCAGGCAAUCAACAACCUACCCGCACCUCCUCACAGUAUUCGACGGCAAGGUGCUUAAUUUAACAGGCUACUUUUAUGGUGCUAAUGGUCUACAGGGUCGUUUCCUGGACACUCUCGGCUAUAGAAUCGCGUCUAUAAAAGUAAACGAAACGAUCGGCAAAGACGGCACGAAGUCCUUCUUUUCCAACUCUGAAUCAUAUGAAGCUGGAAUGUGCUUCUCGCAGCGAUAUCUAGUAGGAUAUGUAGAUAAUACGACAGCCGGAUGCUUCUUCUCCCAGGUUAUCAUGAUAUUGAUUAUAGCGGUGGUUGGUACACUGAUGCUCAUUCGAGUCACGAUGGCCUUCAUGUUUUACUGGGUAAUGUCGCGAGGUCUGACGAAAUCCAGGGAUCCGAAAGAAAAAUGGUCGGCUACGGAUGCUGUGAAUUUGCGACUCAACAAUAAGCGGGGCCCGCCAGAUGAUUUGAGAACUGUGUUGCUCAUGACGUGUUAUUCUGAAGGUCGUGAAGCCAUUUCACGUUCUAUAGGAGCUCUGGUGAAUUCGACGUAUGAUGAUAAGAAGAAGCUGCUGUUUGUUGUCUGUGAUGGUGUAAUUACAGGGUCUGGUAACAAGCAGUCCACACCUGAACUGGUCUUGUCGUUGAUGGAACAGGACGAGGAGUUGGGUAAAGUAGAACACAAGGCGUAUAUUGCUAUCGGUGAUGGUUCGAAACAGUUUAAUAUGGCCAAAGUGUUUGGAGGGUGGUGUCGAACCAAGAAAGGCGGCAAAGUCGCAACCAUAGUAGUAGUCAAAACUGGUGCUCCAGCCGAACGAUCAGAGAAGAAGGCUGGUAAUCGUGGUAAACGGGACUCUCAGCUCAUCGUGAUGAACUUUUUGUCUCGAGCUGUAUUAGAUGAUCGCAUGACUCCCUUGGAUUAUGACAUGUUUUGGAAGAUUGAGAAGCUGACGAAUUAUACAGCAGAUAAAUUUGAAUCUAUACUAAUGGUGGACGCAGACACCGAAGUCAAGCCAGACGCCCUCCAAUACCUCACGAACGCACUCAAAAACGAUUUGAGCAUAAUGGGACUAUGUGGUGAAACGCGUAUAGCAAACAAGGGACAAUCGUGGGUUACCCUCAUUCAAGUGUUUGAGUAUUAUAUAUCGCAUCACUUGGGUAAAGGAUUCGAAUCCGUGUUUGGUGGUGUCAGCUGUCUGCCGGGCUGCUUUUGCAUGUAUCGUAUCAAAGUACCUAAAGGGCCACAAGGGUAUUUCGUGCCGUUGCUGGUCAAUCCUGAUAUCGUGGAAGAAUACUCGGAGAAUGUUGUAGAUACGCUGCACAAGAAGAAUCUGUUGUUGUUGGGUGAAGAUCGGUUCUUGACGACGCUGAUGCUUCGUAACUUUCCCAAGAGGAAGACGGUGUUUGUGCCCCAAGCGGUUUGCCAUACAACUGUACCCGACAAAUUCAGAGUCCUGUUAUCUCAACGCCGUAGAUGGAUUAACAGUACUAUUCACAAUUUGCUUGAAUUGAUUUUGGUCAAGGACUUGUGUGGAAUAUUUUGUUUCUCCAUGCAAUUCGUCGUGUUUCUGGAACUGGUAUCAACGGCCGUGCUUCCUGCUGCUGUAGUCUUUACAGUCUUGCUCAUUGUAAAUAACAUCAUAUCCGGAAAACCAGACUGGUUUACAGUAGCCAUGAUUGCCGGUACGAUGCUCCUUCCAGCCAUCCUCAUUCUCAUAACGACGAGAAAAGUCCGCUACCUUGGUUACAUGGUCUUCUAUAUACUUGCCAUACCAAUAUGGAACUUUAUCCUCCCCGCCUACGCAUGGUGGCACUUUGAUGACUUUUCAUGGGGCUCCACCCGUGUAGUCGAAGGUGACGCCAAAGGAGCCCACGAUGAAUCUAAAGGUGUCUUCAACCCGCGUAAAAUCCAGCUCAAGACGUGGGAUGAAUGGGAAAAGGACCGUCUCAAAGCUAUGCGAGGUGAUGUGGACGAAACUGUGGGCCAAGCGUAUGAUCCGUAUGGUUGGACAACGUUUGCUGAUCCGUAUUAUGGAUGGCAUUAUUAUGGUGGUGGAGCUGACGUGUAUAGUAAUACGUAUUAUGCUGUGCCUCCGCCAGUGCCUUUUGGAGGGAGUGAAUGGGAGGUUAAGAAUCAAUAUGAUCCUGUUUUGGGUGGUGGCGAUCCUCAAUAUGGACAGAACAUGUACAGUCAGAAUCCACCGUAUAGUCCACCUCAGUCAUUCAUACAGGAUCGUCAGUAUGAGCUGUAUAGUCAACCCCAGCCAUUUAUACAGGAUCCGUAUAGUCAAACUCAGCCGUUCAUUCAAAACCCGUAUGCUCAAGAUUACAUCGGGCAAGGUCAGAUGUACGGAAAUCAAGCUGCUGCAUAUACUAACACGUACCCCGGAGCUGGUAUUUACGAUGCAUACGCUUCAUAUCCAAGUCACGGACGGGAUAAAAUGUCAACGGGCUCAAGACAUGGCAAUAAUACCCGUGGUCGAUCAUUGCCACGAGCUGAUGGUAAUAGUAGUGGAAGUCAACCACGUGGCAGAUCUAGAUCCAAAGAGAGCAAGGUGCCAACAGGAGAACGUGGACGAAGUGCCAGUAAAUCAUCGCCGAAAGACAGGAAAGGUGGUGCCUAA
Molecule: messenger RNA, 3570 nt
Organism: Synchytrium microbalum
Lineage: Eukaryota; Fungi; Chytridiomycota; Chytridiomycetes; Synchytriales; Synchytriaceae
Product: chitin synthase
Exons: 9
Coding region: 1-3570 (1189 amino acids)
Cellular component (GO): cell periphery; cell septum
Molecular function (GO): chitin synthase activity
Source: RefSeq, a predicted model, not a curated record